Molecule: messenger RNA, 8718 nt
Organism: Paramecium tetraurelia
Lineage: Eukaryota; Ciliophora; Oligohymenophorea; Peniculida; Parameciidae
Exons: 5
Source: RefSeq, a predicted model, not a curated record
AUGAAUAAAACAAAAGCAUUCUAUUCAUUCAUUACCACUAUACGAGAAUGUUUAAUAAUCUCGAGAUAGACCAGUUAAAUAUUAAUUAUUCUAUUUCGUAUUUUGGCCUACUCAAUAUUCAUGAAAUCAAUUACAAAUAUCGAAGAAUUGGGGAUUCAAAUAAAUAGCAAAAAAAUUAUGAAAUACUAAUGGCUGCUUGUUCAUGUUAGGAUUUUUAACAUUUACAGGUAUUAACACAAACUGAAUAAAAAACAAUUAAAAUUUUAAAAUAAUAUUAAUGUUACUUCUUCUUACUAUUACCCUAAUUUAGCUUGUGCCAACUGCGAGAAACCAGAUAAUCUCAAAUGGGGUGUAAAACAUCACGAAAUGGAGUCUGUCAGGAAUUAUGUUCAUUGGGAUAAUUUAAUUGUGAAAACUAAUAGAUUUAAUGUGAGUACGGAUAUUUCCUGUACUUAGGAAAUGCCUGUGUGUAAUGGUAAAAAAAGUUAGUUAUGUAGUCCUUAUUAAUAGGUCAUAGAUAGCUUCACCUUAUAUUGUAUGGAUUGUGUGGAGCAUCCUUAUACCUGGUCGAGCAACAGAACUUGUUCAUAUGAAUACACUAUCGAAAGCGGAGAUUUUAUGAAGGGAACAUAUGUACGUAAAUCAAAGCAGUAUACUGAAUUAUAUUAUCUUGGUCCUUCUACUUCAAGUGGGGUUAAUUUGGAUUCAAUAACAAGAGAUGUUCAAUAUUAAUAUGAAACUUAUAUUUGUUCAGGUUGUAAGAGAUUUUGUGUUCCAGGAGUAAGUGGAAAUUGUAAUAGUAUCACUUCCCCAUAUGCUGAGGAUAGUGGAAUAAUGGGCGUAGAAUGCCUAUUAACCUACGAAUUCAAAAAUUAAUUGUGUAUAAGUUGUCCAUCAGAUUGCUUGAAAUGUUCAAAUGGGUAAUGCACCUUAUGUAAUGAUGGCUAUAUGAUAUAGAAUGGUUAAUGUAAGAAAUGUGGUAAUGGCUGUUUGAAUUGCUUCAUCGUAUAAUUAUAGACAGUUUGCACAAAAUGUAGAGAAGGUAUGGUGGCUUCUUUGGAUUAAAAAAAUUGUGAAGAGUGUGGCAAUGAAUGUUAAAGAUGUGAGUAUGUAACCUAUGCUUCAAAUGCUCAGUAUCGUUAUCCAACAAGAACUAUGAUAAAGAUUUAAGAUAGAAUGAAAUAAAAAGAUUACAUUAAAAGAUGUAGACAAUGUUCAACAAAGAGUUUUGUAAGUCAUAAUGGAAUAGAUUGUGUGACAUGUCAAAUACCAAAAUGCGAUUUGUGUUAUUACAAUAUACGAGGGGAUGUUACAACUAUGGAUUAUGAUUUUGAACCUAGUAAAGGCAAUGAUCUUGUAUCAAAUUUAUUGUGUUUCAAAUGCAUUAGUGGCUACACUGUUAGUGCUAAUAAAUAAAGUUGUGUAGCUUCAGCGUUAUCUCCAGAUUAAUGUGAUCGGAAAUAUUAAGAUACGACUUUAAAAUGUAGAUAGUGUGUAAAUAAUGUAAUAUUGAAUUAAUAAAGUAAUAUUUGUUCUAGUUCGUGCACUUCCUAUAUAAGUUAAUGUUCCAGUUGCUUUUCUUAUAAGAGUUUGGAUUAAACUUAAUACACGGAUGGUACAGGUUAGAUAUUUAUAAGAGCAGCACAAACACUCUAUUAAUGUAUUUAAUGCAGCAAUGGGUAUUAUCCGAAUAUCUUUACUGGCUUUUGUGAUCCUUGUCCUAAUAAUUGUCAAAAAUGUUGGCAAUACUCAUAGACCUAUAAUUUUACAGAUUACUUAUAUAAAAUGUAACCAAUUAGUAAUUCAUUAAAGGAGACUUUCUUAAAUGAUAUUCCUAUCAAAGUUUAAUGUACAUCCUGUAAUUUUGGCUAUUAACUAUAUGGGAACGAAUGCUUAGGUUGCAGUAGCAAUUGCUAAGUUGAGAAUCAAAUUGUGAGUGAUGACUCAAUUAAUAGUUGUAUUUUUAAAUCAACUUAUGCCUUCUGCGGAGAAUGUUAUGAUACUUUCAAUGAUAGAUCUUUAGUCUCGGAUAAAUCUGAAUGCAUCGAUUGUCCUUUGAAUUGCUUAGCAUGCAGAGACAGAGAACCAUAUGAAAUAACAAACCUUUAUUUUAAUCCAGACAAUUCCAACUUACUCCAAUAUGGAAGAUUAUGUUACAAGGCUUAGACUAUGACUAUGUCGAACUUUUAAAGUGUUUCAUAUAAUUCUUAUUUGAAUUUACCUAUUUUGUGUAUCUAUUAACAUGCAGAUUCAACUAAUACCAAAAGAUGUCGUCAUACAGCUCAAAUUACUGUUCAUGUGUAUUGCAAUGAGGAUGAAUAUAAUUCUAUUUAUAAUACCUUGAAUUCCGCUUAAAAAUUCUAUCACUACAAUCUGAAUGAUUAUUAUUCAUUAGAUUUCGAAGAUAUUGCCUCCAUUGAGUUUUAAUAUUUAGAGACUUUUCAAUCAUAUUCAACUAAGAAUUAAGCAACAUUAGAAGAAUUAACUUUAGACAUACUAUUUACUAAUUCUAUUGAUUUUAAAUGCACAUUUCAAAAGUCUACAUAGCUCAUAACAGAGUUCCAUAAAAAUGUUUAUGCAUUGAGUAAGUUCUAAGUUAAUAUUCAGAGUGCUCACAGUUAACCAAUUACUUUUUACAUUACAGACAAUUUCUACUUACAGGAUUUCCCUUUUGUGAUGAUCAAAAACAUUAAUAUCUAUUCCAAUUUAUAGAAUGACUUUGGAUUAGUAAUAACUAAUAAUAUUUCAUCUACAUACUUGUAAAUAUAGAAUUGUAAACUGGGAUAUGAUUAAAAUAAAUAUAAGGAUUCAUAAAUAUUUACUCUGAAUCUUACAAACCUUAAUUAAUUAGAAUUGAAGGAUGUCUACAUUUAAAAUUUAUAACAUUCAGAUCAAAUUACUGUUAAUCAACUAAAAAUCAAUAACUACGUAUUUGAAUUCUCUAAUGUGUAUUUAAAAAGUAGUUAAUUUAUACAUAAUACAAUAUUUCCUUUAACACCUUAUAGUAUAGUAAAUAUUAACAAUUUAGUAAUUCAAGAUUGUAUAUUCACUAAUUCAUCAUUGUUCAAUAAUCAGCAGGAGUAUUAGAUAUUUGUUUCUAAGUUUUCAAUCAACCAAUUGAUUAUCAAAUAGACACAAUUUUAUUAAGCAUCAAGCAUUAUAAAAUCUAGUUAUAUUUCCACAUUGUCCAUAAAUUAAUUAGAUAUAAUUGGAAAUAGAUUUAAUGAUACAGAAUUAUUUAAAUGUAACACCUAUUAAAUAUAGAAUGUUUACAUCUAUAUGAAUGUUUUUACUAACUAUUCACUAAUCUUUACAACUGCAGACUAAGUUCCAGAUACUGAAACAUUUUAUAAUCAAAUCAAAAAUCAGGGAUUUGAAAUAUCAAAUCUUAAAUUUGUAGAAAAUACUUGUUACAAUAUCAAUUGUCUUAUGCUCUUAUAAACACCAUACAACUCAGAAGAAAUAUAUUCAGAUUUAGUAAUGUAGAAUUUUUAUAUAUUUAAUAACUACGUUGAAUUAUCAUUAAUACAAAGGCAAUCAGUUUCUUCUGCGAUCACCAGAGUUACUGAAAUGAAGUAAGUCAAACUAACUAAUAUUGUAAUUGAUACUCAAUUAUCCAUAACUGUGAUUUCAUUCUAAGAAAUAGCCUCCUUAGAAGUAUCCAAAUUCUUAUGUGAUUUCUCGAAAAACAUCAUCGGCAAGAAAGACACAAGUCCUCGUACUAAGAUUGAGAACAGUUCAAUCAUCUAAUAUCCUUUUAAUAACAAAUUACCUAGCAAUACUACGUGUUCCUAUUAGAAAUAAUCAUUCGGCAGUUAUAACUCAUAUUGUUUGGAUGUCUAGGAUUUCAUAUACGGAGUAAAGAUAUCUGAUGCUUCUCUGAAGGGUCUUCUAGGAAUUGAUAAUGGAUUCAUUUACAUUCAAUCAUAUGAAUCAUUGAUGAAGCAAACUAGUAAUUUCAUUAUUUAAAGUGCGACUAAAAAUAAAUUGGAUUUUUACUAUGGAUAUAACAAUGAAGUCAUAAUCUUAGAAAAUAUCAAUAUUUUUAAUACAUCUAUUGCAAUUUCAAAUCCAGUAACUAUUAUUGGAAGUGUCAUUAUUGAAUCUGAUUAAAUUCAAACUAUCCUUAUAGAUAAUGUCCAAUUAAUCGGCAAUCACCUACAUUAAUUAGUUGAGUCUAUCACUAUGGAAAUAUCUACUUGCUUUACAAUUUUGAGUCCGAACAGCAUGAUUAGUAUCAAACAUUUAGUUGCUUAGAAUAAUAGAGCUACUUAAUCACAAUAUGGCAUAAAUAUCAUAAAGAGUCAAUCAUUAAGAGUAUUUUCAGCUUUGUUUAACUAUACAAAUAUAAUGGAAUCAAAUUGGCUUGAUAGAUUCGAUGAAUAUUAAAUCAAUAAUUAUUCUUAGUUCCUUGGAUAAUUCAACAUAGAGUCUGAGGGUUCAAAUAUAUAUAUCUAAUGUAAGAACUUGGAACUUGACUAAACCCAAUUUCUGAAUGGCAAAUCUCUUAUGGGAACUGCCUUUUAUUUUCUAGGUCAGGACCUAGUAUCUAUUGCCAUUAACAAUACUGAGUUUACAAAUCUAUCAACGUCACUGGAAUAUGUUGAUUAGGCUUAUGGAGGAUCAUUAUAUUUAAAUUUAUAGAAGUCUAGUUAUGAAAUUAAAUUAAACAAGGUCACUAUGAAUCAUAGUGUAUCACGAAUAGCUGGUGGAUGCAUUUAUGUGCAAACAUCCAUAUAUGAAUAAAUUAUCUCCAUUGAUAAUAGUCAAUUUAUUUAAUGUUAAUCCAUAUAAAGUUCUUUAAUAGAUAUAUAGUUUUCUGUAUCUUCUUUAAUUUUGCCAGCCUUAAGUAUUAGGAAUACAAAUAUAAUGAAUAACAAUUUUGAAGGAUUUCUAAGAUAACUAAGUGAUAUCAGUGUUGAAGAAGAGUAAUUGAUAAUAUCUGGGAUAAGUUUGAUAAAAUAGAAUUAUGGCAUAUUUGAAAUCCAAUAAAGUUAAUUUAAUGAUAUACAGAUUCAAGGAUUAAUGGAACUUAAAAAUAUGUUUAUGGUAAUCCUGCAAGAUUUAGUGAUUAAAGAUACUACUGUAUUUAGUCAAUCUUUAAUAGAAAUUACUCACUACACAAAGUAUUCGACAGUAGAACUUUAGAAUGUUGUUAUUGACAAUAUUACAGAAUAAAAAGUGUUAACAAAAGAAUAGUUUAUUUAUAAAUUCAAUAGUCGAUGCCAAUCAAUUUCUUCAAUGUUCGAACUAGCAAACACUUAAACCUGUACAGAAUAAGAGGAUUUAAGAUAGUUCUAUAAGGAUAUCUACGAUUACAGACAAAUAUCACAAACUAAGUUGGAUAAUAGUACAUUGUACGAUUAUUAUGACUCCUUAUCAUACUCAGACAAAUAUGCCCUCGAUGAAAUUAAAUUAAGUACUUCUAGAGAAAUUAAAUCUUUAUAUUCUUAUAGAAAUGUAAAUUUUGUAGAAAAUGUAAUAACACAAUAGGAUUUUAGUUUGUGUUAUUUUACAAAUCUAUAAUUCACCUAUUAAAUCGACAGCAUUCCUCAUUAUAUUAAAUUAAGCCAUAUUAAAUCGACUAACAAUAUUAACAUGAAUUCAGUUACAAUUAAAAAUUCUUUCUGUGAUCGAUGUAAAUAAGGGCUAAUUCUAAUUAAUAACUAUGAUUUAUCAGCUCACAAUACUACUAGCAUCUUUGAAUUGACUUGUUAAAAUAACAUAAUUGGCUACUUUGGUUGUUUGGUCAUAACGACUCAAACUAUCCCUUAAUUAAAUAUUACUUACAGUAAUAGAAUCCUAUAGAGUUCAACUGCAACCUAAAAAUAUCAUAUUAAUUUAUAGCAAAGUCUAUUUUAAAGUAAUUCUGCUCAAAUAGGGGCUGGUGUUUCAAUAAUCGGAGUGAGCAUAAAGAUAAUAGAUAGUCAAUUUAUGGAUAACAAAGCAACUUUGGUUGGAGGAGGAAUGGCCUUCGUUUAUGAUUCAGAAAGUAAGAAUAUCUUAGAUCAAUUUAACAACAACUACAUCAAUAAUGAUGCCCAAUUAGGUAGUGCAAUUUAUAUGAUGAAUAAUAAUCUUAACAAUCUUGAAAAUUCGCAGAUCUUCAUUCAUCAUAACAGCAAUACAUAAAUUGAACAGAUGCCAGAAGGGUUGGGAUUGAUGAUGUUAGAAGGUUAAAUGAUGGACAUCUCAACAUUUUAAGAGAAUGAUGGAGACUUGAAUGAUGAUAAUAUCAUUGAUAACUCGAAUCUCCAAAUAAUUGAUAUUGUAAGUGUUCAGUCUACCAGCAUACCUAAUUUUAAAAGCAAUUACUUAUUGCUUCCUUCUGGUUAAUAGAUAUCAUAAUACAAAUACUAUUAUGAGGAUACUUAAGAACAAAUACCAUACAAUUGGAUAUUUAGAAUUUACAAUUUGGAUAAGAAUAAAAAUAUCAUAAAAUCAGUUUCCUCUACUGAAACUUGCACUGUUUCAGGUCGUCUGAUGGAUGAAUUAAAUUUAGAUUUCACUAAGUCGUUUCUGCUUAAUUUCACUUCUUAUUCGGCUACAUUUUUUGAUGAAUCCAGCAACUCUUUUAAUUUUGACAAAUUAUAGAUAUACUUCGACCCAUUCUUAGCAGAUAACUUAUUCUUAUAACUCAAAUUCUAAUGCACCUCCAUAUAGAUCCCAAUCUACAAUCAACAACCUCCUUACAAUGUCCUUUCUUAUAAUAAAAACUACGCUCUAUAUCUGAAUCUAAAAACCAUUCCUUGCCAAAUUGGAGAAGCCUACCUAGAAUAAAAAUGUACCGCAUGUAGCUAAGCAAAUACUUAUUCUGUUCAAGAGAAUAGUGUUCAAUGUAAAGGCAUCAAUUCAAUUUAAAUGGAUAUGGUUACUCCUGUUAGAAUUAAAUUGAAAGAACAAUAUUGGCGGCCUUUUCCAAAAAACGAUAAUAUUGAAGAAUGCUAUAACUUGAAGUCCAAUUGUCUUGGAGGAUGGGUUCCAGGUGAUACCUCCUGUUUUGAUGGUCAUGUAGGUGCUUUAUGUGAAUAAUGUGACAUCUAUGGAAUCAGAGGACCCUAAUAUUCAGUAAGUAAGAAAUAUACUUGUGGAGCUUGUUAAGAUACUAUUCAAUCCAACAUUCUCAUCAUAAUUGCCAUUUCGAUUUUCACUCUGGUCACAAUGAUUAUGUCCGUUAAAGGGAACUAUGAAUUUAUUGAGAACUUAAUCCAUCAGUAAGUUUUGUAAUCCAUUGGAGCCAGAAUUAACAUAUAAUAAAAUAAUGCAUCCAUAAUUAUGAAGUAAUUAACCAAUUAUUUAUAAAUCAUUGCAUCUUUAACUACUUUUAGAAUUUCGAUACCUGCUGCUUUUGUUUCGUCUAUGGAAGUAUUGGGAAAUCCAACUCAAUCUAUGGCCUACUCUCUAGAUUGUUUUUUGGUGACUUUUGCAACUAUGGAUUUAUUGUACUUCAGAAUGGCUUGGGCAUUAUUGAUGCCACUAUUCUAUAUGAUUGUAUUCUUUUUUGGCUAUUUUUCUGUUGUAUUAAUGAGAAUAGCUCCAUUUAAAAUUGGAAUCAUUUACACUACAUUUAUUUACAUGUUCAUCUAUUUGUAGCCUACUUUAGUUGGAGGGUUCAUUUCUUUAUUGAGUUCGAGAACUGUCAGUGGAAUAGAAUGGGUCUAGAGCAAUGUCAGUUAUUAAUAUUAUACUGAUAUGCAUCAAUAUUAUAUUUACAUCUUUAUUGGUCCCAAUUUAUUUGUCUGGAGUCUCAUGUUACCAUUUAUAUUCAUGCAUUUGAUCAGAAGAAAUAAGCAUUAAUUGGAGAGUAUGGAAGUACGCAAGAGAUGGGGUUUCUUCUAUCAUGAAUAUACCAAUUAAGCCUAUUUAUGGGAAUUUGUAAAAAUCUUUGAGAAGGAACUUGUGAUAAUUUCCUUAACAUUUUAUGAGAAUAAAAUUGUUAUUAAGGGAUUAAUGAUAUUUCUAAUAGUAUUUUUGUAUGGAGCAUUUUCAUUUACUUUUAUACCUUACAAAUAAAAGAAGUUGAAUUUUAUAGAUUAGAUGUCAACAGCAGCCUGUUCUUGCUCACUAUGUUUAGGUGUUCUCAUUUAUGCCAGUAUGAAUGAAAAUUUAGACUAUUUAUAAUACAUUAUGUUCUUAAUCAUAAUUAUAAUCAAUGCUUGUUUGAUUGCUUUGAUCCUCUUUCAUUUACUUGAAGGCUAUAUUAAUAAAUUCGACGAUAAACUUGACAUUGUAAGGGCCAAAAUUAAAUUAAAAUUUCCAAACAUUGAAUUCUAAUACCCCUGUCUAAAAAAACUAUUAAUAAAUAAGAAGGAAAUGAAAGAGAAAGUGAUUAAUUAUUGGGCAAUCCUGAGAUAUGAGACUAGAGAGGGUAUUAAAAGAAGAAGAAAUGAUAAAAAUUCACCUUUAUUAAUCGAAAGAACUAAGAGAUCUGGCUAGCUUUCUUAAGAUUCAUCUGAAAAGGAUAUAGAUAUUAAGCAAGGAAAUUCAUUAGAUCAACAAGUAGAAUUGAAGAGCCCAGAUAUUGAAAAUAACGAUGACGUCAAGUUACUCAAAAGACCAAGUUCGAAUUAUUAAGGAUUAAUGAUCUAAUAGUAGCACUCUUUAGAUUCAUCUUAAAUUCAUUUAGGGAAAGUUUAUCCAGAAACAAAUUCUGAUGUCCCUACUACUCGAAAAGUAGAAAAUAGCUUGGAGAAAAUAAUAAUCAAGAAGCCAAUAUGA